AGUCCGCCUGUUGAUUUUGCCCAACAGUCCCGCUUACUCCACAGUAUUCCAGCUUAUUCAGACUCUGAAAACAGCCAGACCGGGUAUAAGCCCGUCUGGGCCGGCCUAGGGGUUGUCUGCACUUUUGGUGCCCUCUUGUACUGGAAAUUAGAGAAGUCUGCCCCACAUGCUGCAGCCUCUCCCGAGAAACCUGGGGUGGCGAGGAAGGAUUUGCCCACAUUCUCUCAGGAUGAAGUGGCUCGACACAACUCCAUGGAGAAAAAAAUAUGGGUAACAUACAAGAAUGGUGUGUAUGAUAUUACGGACUAUGUCCCAAAACAUCCAGGUGGGUCAAAGAUCUUGUUGGGGGCAGGGGGUUCCAUAGAGCCAUUCUGGAAAAUGUAUGCUGCGCAUGAAAACCCAGCAAUGUAUGCUUUGUUAGAGAAAUUCCGCAUUGGAAAUAUUGUGGAAACCUCAAAACCUGUUGAUAUGAAGGAUCCUUUCCGCAAUGAUCCAGUGAGACAUCCAGCACUGCGGCCAAAUUCGGUGAAACCGUUCAAUGCGGAACCACCUGGACCUCUUCUGGUGGAUAACUUCAUAACACCUAAUGAGCUGUUCUUCGUGAGAAACCACCUCCCAGUACCCAAAAUUGAUAUUAAGAAUUACAAGCUCAAGCUGGGAACAGAAGGCGGUAGAAAAGAAAUGUCCUAUUCUCUAAAGGAAUUGAAAUCCAAAUUUCCAAAGCACGAGGUUGCUGUAACCAUUCAGUGUGCUGGGAAUCGUAGAAUUGAGAUGUCCGAGAAGAAGAAUGUUCGUGGACUUAGUUGGCAAUCUACUGCCAUCAGUACAGCUGUCUGGUCGGGUGUGAGGCUGUCAGACCUCCUAAAACAUGCGGGCAUUGACAUCGACAAGGGUGACUACAGUCAUAUUCAGUUUGAAGGCUGUGAUAAAGACCCAGAGGGAUCAGCUUAUGGUGCCUCUAUCCCAAUAGCUCUGGCACAGGGCAGGAAAAACGAUAUUAUCAUUGCUUACGAGAUGAACGGAGAGGAGAUACCGGAGGACCACGGCUAUCCAUUACGUGUGAUUAUCCCGGGGGUUGUAGGGGCACGCCAGGUCAAGUGGCUCGGGAGGAUUCUUGUGAGCAAAAACGAAAGCGACAGUCACUGGCAACAGAAGGACUACAAAGGCUUUAAUCCAUCAGUUGAUUGGGACACCGUUGAUUUCAGUAAAUCUGCAGCCGUACAAGAUCUACCUGUUGUCUCCACUAUAUGUGAACCUGAACCAGGCACCGUUUUGGACGAAGACAGCGAUGAAGUUGUGGUGAAAGGUUACGCUUUUAGUGGAGGCGGUCGUGGAAUAAUACGUGUGGACGUGUCAGCAGAUGGUGGCAAAACCUGGAGAACAGCGGAGCUUCUAGAUGGCUCAGAUCAGAAUCCUUACCGGGCGUGGGCCUGGACACUGUGGGAGGCAGUCGUACCAUUACCCGAGAACCAUAGGGGCAAGGUGGAGCUAAUUUCUAAGGCCGUGGACUCCUCUUACAAUGUCCAACCAGACAGCGUAGAAGGCAUUUGGAAUCUGAGAGGACUGUUGAACAAUGCGUGGCACAGAGUACCAGUGUCUGUGGCAAAGUAGUUCGGCAGAUAUAAAAAAAAGCACCCUGUAAGUUGGCAUCGUGGUAUUUAUUUCCUUUCGUUAACUGUCACAUCUUGAACGCCACAGUUGCUUUUGCAUCACAAUCAAUUCAUUGUGUUAAGCCAAAUAAAAGCAUCCGAGAUAUUAGUGGAAGUGUAUACGCCAAAAGUAGCCCUGGAAAUUUAGUUUUGUAAAUGUGACGUUUUGUUGUUCUGUCAUCUAUCAUAUGUGGUCAAAUUUGUUGUGAAUGUACAGCACUUGUGUGAAAGAAUGCUUGUGUCAUAGUGGCUGAAAGCUUUAAAUGAGCCAUUGAUACGCCGGAAGUCUUUUAUAACGCGUUUCUAAUUGCGUUAAUUCUUAAGUAAGAAGGACUGUCCUUACCUUCCCGUACUUGUGUAAUUGCGAUAAGUAUAUUGGCAGCCUAAUUUGGCAGCUGAUUUGUGUGGUUAUAUACAUUGUUCCAGAAUGUAAUUGUGACAUGUUUAAUUUAGGUGUAAACUUUACACCUAUAUCCUAUGUUAUUAAUCAUUGACAUGGUCAUAUGUUAAAUUGGCGUGUUUUAAAAGUGUACAUUAAGCACCAUUAAAGUCCAUGCAUAUUAU
This is a messenger RNA of Liolophura sinensis, 2213 nucleotides long. Its product is annotated as sulfite oxidase-like. The transcript is spliced from 2 exons. Lineage: Eukaryota; Metazoa; Mollusca; Polyplacophora; Chitonida; Chitonidae. The coding region runs from base 253 to 1611 and encodes 452 amino acids. The record is from RefSeq and is a predicted model, not a curated record. Gene Ontology annotation, biological process: sulfur compound metabolic process. Gene Ontology annotation, molecular function: heme binding; sulfite oxidase activity; molybdenum ion binding. Gene Ontology annotation, cellular component: mitochondrion.